This is a messenger RNA of Diceros bicornis minor, 867 nucleotides long. RefSeq names its product FXYD domain containing ion transport regulator 2 (gene FXYD2). NCBI's taxonomy places the organism in Eukaryota, Metazoa, Chordata, Mammalia, Perissodactyla, Rhinocerotidae. Gene Ontology annotation, cellular component: membrane. The record is from RefSeq and is a predicted model, not a curated record. The transcript has 6 exons. The coding region runs from base 250 to 444 and encodes 64 amino acids. Gene Ontology annotation, molecular function: sodium channel regulator activity. Gene Ontology annotation, biological process: regulation of sodium ion transmembrane transporter activity; monoatomic ion transport.
CCCUUCCUUGGGAGCCCAGAGGAGGUCAGAGAAUCUCCCCGGCUCUCACGUGGAUCCCGGCCCCAGCCCGCCCCAGCAGGAGGCACGAGGUGAGGGCUCCCUUGCCAGCCCCUCCUCCCCACCUCUGUCUCUUCCUGCCCGUGGGCUUGGCUGAGGGUGGAGGGAGGGAGUGCCACUAUUUCCAUCCAGGCCCUCUGCAACCGGCACUUCACGACUCUCCUCCACCGAGGACACACCGCAGCUCCUGCCAUGGACAGGUGGUACCUGGGAGGCAGCCCCAAGGAAGAUGUGGACCCAUUCUACUACGACUACGAGACUGUCCGCAAUGGGGGCCUGAUCUUCGCUGCCCUGGCCUUCCUCGUGGGGCUUAUCAUCAUCCUCAGCAAAAGAUUCCGCUGCGGGGGCAAAAAGCAGCACCGGCAAAUCAAUGAAGAUGAGCUGUAAUGACAGAGUCAGAUGUGUCCACUGUUGCACCAGGUGGUUGGGCAGCCUUCCCUGAGCUGUACCUUUGUCCCGGCACUGCCAGACCCUCCGGCUGAAGGAAGUGCCAGGCUCCACGUGACCCUGGGUGGGCAUGGUCUCCUCCCACCCCGUGCCCCCUCAUGCUAAUAAUAAAGCCAGCCUGGCUCCUUCCCUGGCCUGCCUCCCUCCUUCCUUCUCUCCCAUAACUGCCAUGCCUCACUCCUCCAAGUUGGAGUAGAAUACAGCCUGGUCUCUUUUGGUUUUCAAUUAAUUGCUCAGACACCCAUCUGCCUAUUAAAGCAAGAAGUUCAGUAUGGCCAUCUGUAGGCCUCUCCUCGCCUCCUGAAUUGCCAAGAGCCCAGAGACAGAGGACUCAGCCUGCCUUCCAAGUGCAAAGCAGGGAGA